Danio rerio (zebrafish) is the source of this 990-nucleotide messenger RNA. The record is from RefSeq. NCBI's taxonomy places the organism in Eukaryota, Metazoa, Chordata, Actinopteri, Cypriniformes, Danionidae.
AUGUCUCUAAACCCUUACUACGGCCUGACUAACACAUCGAACGACAACUGCACAGAUGUGGACAACCUGGUGAAGCGCUACUAUCUGCCAACCAUGUAUGCUAUCAUCUGCGUUGUGGGUGCUAUUGGAAACAUCACAGCUCUUCUGGUGUUUGUACUCAGGAUUCGACCCUGGAGGAGCAGCACCAUCAUCAUGGUGAACCUGAUCUUCACAGAUCUUCUCUUAAUAAUCUCCCUGCCGAUUUUUGUCUACUAUUAUGUGCUGAAUGACUCGUGGACUCUGGGAAUCACCAUGUGUCGCUUCUCCCGCUUCGACUUCCACUUCAACCUGUACGGCAGCAUCCUAGCCCUCACAUGCAUCUCCGUUAUUCGCUAUGUAGUAAUCGUGCAUCCACAGCAUGCAGAAAAUAUUAGCCGAAAACGCUGGGGCAUCAUGUCUUGCAUGUUGUUUUGGAUCAUUACGGUAGUUGAACUUAGUCCAAUUUUUAAUCUUUUUGCAACAGUGGAGAUCGAUAACAAAACAUACUGUUUGGAUUUUGCGAGCAAUGAUCCACAGAGUGUUUGGCCGUAUAGUUGGGUGUUGACUGUACUCGGGUUUUUAGUUCCUUUGGUGGUGGUCUGUGUCUGCUAUUGGCGCAUCAUCGAAAAGUUAAAGGAGGGUCCUCAUACGGGGAGCACCUCACGUUUAUUGGCGAGGAGAGUCAUUGUGUUGAUUAUUACGUGUUUUGCAGUUUGUUUUCUUCCGUAUCAUGUGCUGCGUGCAUUUAGAGUCUACACGAGGCUCACGCCAGAGACGAACUGUAUGCUGGAUCAUGGCGUUCAUGCGGCCUACAUCAUCUCCAGACCCAUCGCAGUGCUCAACAUCAUCUUCAACAUGGUGCUGUACACGAUGCAGGGCGGUAACUUUAAACAGGCUUUUGUGGAGCUCUUCAAAUGUAAGAAACUCAAGUCGAAGACUGAAAGGACUGUUGAAAUGGCGGUGAUCAACUAA